AUGUUUGGCACAUAUCCCGCCUUGGCAAAUCUGCCAACAGGUGUCAAGGUCGAUCCGAAGGAUGUGCCCCCUCCAACGCCCGUCACCCUUCCUCAGAGCCGACCCCAGCUGCAUGCCCCCCUGGCGCCUGCCGGCCAAACGAAGCCAUUGACUUCGGUCUUGCAAAGCGUAUAUCGCCCCGGAGACGUCACAUCCGCCGUCUUCAACGCAUUGGGCGUACACCUCAUCCCGGACGUCCCUCCCGCAGACCUGAUCCCGGACUCGGCUUGCCUGCCCGACUUUGAGGGAUGGGACCAGCUCUCCCCAGAUGAAGCAAGUGAGAAGAAUGCAGAGACGCGCAACCUUUUGAACAACGGCGUUCAGUCUCCUGGUUGUCAGACCUACCUCGACCGUAAGCGUGAGCUAUCUCAUUCCAAUGAGGAUGCCUUCCGAACAGUAAGGCGCAUCCCCGCCCCCAAGGGCCAACAGCAGGCACGCCUUGGAAACUCGUACGAGUUUUUCAGAUGCCUCGAGGCCUUCACUCCUUACUGGGACGAUACUUCCAACCCCGCAAAGCCCCACGGAGAGACGGAUGGAGACAAGACCGUCGUCGAUACGGACAAGUCUGAGCGGGCCAACCCGUCGACCCCGGCCUACCAACGUGUCAUCCGCAGCUCGGCCGGUUCAUCGAUGCCUGGCGAGUGUCGCCAGAGCCUUCUGACAGCCUUUCUGAAGCUCGUGGCAUAUGACUUUGGCUGCAACGUUUCCGCUCCCCGAACCGAGCCCCGUCUGCACAUUACGGCCGCACCCCCGCCUUCGCAGCCGUCCAAGCAUCAGGUUGAACCUCAGGCCCCGAGAAGCUCCUACUUUGCUUCUGGAUGUAUCUUCAUCUUCCGCACCCCGAGGACGCGCGAAGCUGCUCGGCAAGGUGUGGUGGAAGGUCCUCUGGCCGCCGUCUCUGCCCGCGCAACCAUCUCAUUUGAAAGCAAAAACGACCAGGACAUCGAUCUGGCACGUGAGCUGGUAGCUGCCCUCGUCACGGCACAGCAUCGUGCGAGAGAGGGCAAGACAGAGAAGCGGUUUGGUGAUGGUGCUUGGUGGACUACCAAGCCCCGUUGGGGGGGAGGUCCUGGAGGUCCCAUCGGCCGCGAGGUUGAGAGGGAUGCCAUCCAGGGCGACAAGGACAACGUCAACGCCGGGACGGGACAGCCCGCCAGUAAGCGACCGCGCAAGAACAUGUCCAUCUACGACAACUACCGUAUGGUCCGCCCACCCUCGGCCAGCUGGGACCAUAAGACUCGCUACGAGGCCAUUGGCAAGGUUAAAGGAGCUGGCUACGACGACAUUUAUGUUAUUAGCUCCCUGUUCCACCACAUCAGUAUCCUGCGCGUGCGUGUGCCGGAGCGCCUUCUGGAAGUACUUGAAGGUGCGGACGAGGGUGGCGUCCACCGCAGUUGGGGCCAGUUGGAAGCGCGUCGCAGUCCCUGGUACGACUUUUUCGUGUUGGAGCAGCGUCUUGACGCCAUGAAGUUGGUUUGGUCGUUGAUGGCCUGGCUCAUGAGAAAGGAAGAGACAACGGCCGAGAAGACAGGAGAGGAUGUCAAGAUGACUGGUGCGUAA
Messenger RNA from Colletotrichum graminicola M1.001, 1599 nucleotides. RefSeq lists its product as uncharacterized. The coding region runs from base 1 to 1599 and encodes 532 amino acids. Lineage: Eukaryota; Fungi; Ascomycota; Sordariomycetes; Glomerellales; Glomerellaceae. The transcript has 2 exons. The record is from RefSeq and is a predicted model, not a curated record.